GUGUCAUGGUCGCUCAUGAGUGUGUCUCUGUCCCCUCAGAUGCUGCAGGACUGCACCAAAGCCAGGAGAGAGGUGGAGCUGCACUGGCGAGCCUCGCCGUGCUCGCACAUCGUCCGCAUCGUCGACGUCUACGAGAACCUCUACCAGGGGAAGAAGUGCCUGCUCAUCGUCAUGGAGUGUAUGGAUGGAGGAGAGCUGUUCAGUCGCAUUCAGGACCGCGGGGACCAGGCUUUCACAGAGAGAGAGGCUUCUGACAUCAUGAAGAGCAUUGGGGAGGCCAUUCAGUUCCUCCACGCAAUUAACAUCGCACACAGAGACGUAAAGCCCGAGAACCUUCUGUACACCUCCAAGCGGCCCAACGCCAUACUGAAGCUGACGGACUUCGGCUUUGCCAAAGAAACGACGACGCACAACUCCCUCGCCACGCCCUGCUACACUCCUUACUACGUCGCCCCGGAGGUCCUCGGCCCAGAGAAGUACGACAAGUCCUGUGACAUGUGGUCACUCGGGGUCAUCAUGUACAUCUUACUCUGUGGCUACCCCCCGUUCUACUCCAACCACGGGCUGGCCAUCUCCCCCGGGAUGAAGCGACGUAUUCGCAUGGGCCAGUACGAGUUCCCCAACCCCGAAUGGUCAGACGUCUCGGAGGAAGCCAAAGGCCUCAUUAGAACCCUUCUGAAGACUGAGCCCACUGAGAGGAUGACAAUCACAGAGUUCAUGAAUCAUCCCUGGAUCAACCAGUCGAUGGAAGUGCCUCAGACUCCUCUCCACACCAGCAGAGUCCUGAAGGAGGAGCAGGACGCCUGGGAGGAGGUCAAGGAGGAGAUGACAAGUGCCUUGGCCACUAUGCGUGUGGACUACGACCAGAUUAAGAUCAAGACCAUCAAGGACUCCACAAACCCUCUGCUGAUGAAGAGGAGGAAGAAGAUCAACACCGCAGCCACCUGCACAGAGAAUACAGACCCCGACACACAGACCCCUGCGCUCUGAAGAACACACACACACACCCACCUACCUGCAGUCGGUCAGGCUGAAACACACACGCUC
Molecule: messenger RNA, 1047 nt
Organism: Clupea harengus (Atlantic herring)
Lineage: Eukaryota; Metazoa; Chordata; Actinopteri; Clupeiformes; Clupeidae
Gene: mapkapk2a
Product: MAPK activated protein kinase 2a
Exons: 9
Coding region: 16-990 (324 amino acids)
Biological process (GO): protein phosphorylation
Molecular function (GO): protein kinase activity; ATP binding
Source: RefSeq, a predicted model, not a curated record